Hevea brasiliensis (rubber tree) is the source of this 1584-nucleotide messenger RNA. Its product is annotated as probable fructokinase-7. Bases 319 to 1362 code for a protein of 347 amino acids. Gene Ontology annotation, biological process: fructose metabolic process. The record is from RefSeq and is a predicted model, not a curated record. The transcript has 7 exons. NCBI's taxonomy places the organism in Eukaryota, Viridiplantae, Streptophyta, Magnoliopsida, Malpighiales, Euphorbiaceae. Gene Ontology annotation, cellular component: cytosol. Gene Ontology annotation, molecular function: fructokinase activity.
UUGGAUUCAGUGGGUCAAAGCAGGGGAGAGGUGCAAAAUAAAGAAAGAAAGAAAGAAAGUGGGGGUAAUAGGAAAGCUGUAGCUGUACAAACCUUGUGCUCGAGAAAUAAUCUGGUCAGCUUUGAACAAUUCCUUGAAGAUUCUGCUUGUUACUUGUAUACAACCACCACCUCCUUACUUCUUUAUCUCCUUUUUUAUCACAUAGAAACCUAAACUUUUCCUUCCCUCUCUCUCUCUCUCUCUCUCUCUCUCUCUCUCUCUCUGAUUUGUCUUGCAAUACUCCGUCUUUCUAUUCAAUCUCGCAGUUUCAACGUUUGAAUGGCACCCAAUCACAAUACAGAUGAUUCUAAAGAUCAUGCCUCAAAAUUGAAAGGACGGUCUAAAGAUGACAUCUCGCUAGUAGUUUGCUUUGGGGAAAUGUUGAUAGAUUUUGUGCCAACAGUUGGAGGAGUUUCACUAGCUGAAGCACCUGCUUUCAAGAAGGCUCCUGGGGGUGCACCUGCUAAUGUGGCUGUUUGCAUAUCAAGACUAGGUGGUUCAUCAGCUUUUAUAGGCAAGCUAGGUGAUGAUGAUUUUGGCUAUAUGUUGGCUGACAUUUUAAAACAAAACAAUGUCAAUCAUUCUGGUGUACGAUUUGAUCCCAGCGCAAGGACUGCACUAGCAUUUGUUACUCUCAGAGCUGAUGGUGAACGUGAAUUCUUAUUUUUUCGUCAUCCCAGUGCAGACAUGCUUCUUCAUGAGUCAGAACUAGAUAUGAAUCUCCUCAAGCAGGCAAGGAUCUUUCAUUAUGGUUCUAUUAGUUUGAUUGCGGAACCAUGCAGGUCAGCUCAUCUUGCUGCAAUGAGGAUUGCCAAAAGCUCUGGCAGCAUCCUUUCUUAUGAUCCAAAUUUGAGAUUGGCAUUAUGGCCAUCACCUGAGGAUGCUCGAAAAGGCAUAAUGAGUAUAUGGGAACAAGCUGAUGUUAUUAAGAUAAGUGAGGAGGAAAUCACAUUUUUAACUGGAGGUGAUGAUCCUAAUGAUGAUAAUGUGGUCUUAAAGAAGCUUUUUCAUCCCAAUCUGAAGCUUUUGGUUGUGACUGAAGGCUCUGAAGGCUGUAGAUAUUACACCAAGGAAUUCAAGGGCAGGGUUGCUGGUGUUAAAGUGAAGCCUGUUGACACAACUGGUGCUGGUGAUGCCUUUGUUGGUGGGAUUCUCAGCUGCCUAGCAUCUGAUCUAUGUCUAUUGAAGGAUGAGAAGCGGUUGAGAGACGCUCUUCUUUUUGCAAAUGGCUGUGGUGCUGUAACGGUAACAGAGAGGGGUGCAAUCCCUGCAUUACCCACCAAAGAAGCCGUCCUCAAACUCUUAGGUAAAGUCCCUGCGUGAUGAAAAAUGUGAAAGAUCGGCGAUUUAUCUCUUUCUUGUAUCAAGUUGAUGUAGGUUUAAAUCCUUUGUAGUUUACAACGUUUUUGCUCCAUUUCUUUUGCCUAUGAACCAAAAGGUUGGAAUGAGCCCCAUUCUGUCAAUUGGGCUUAUUUUGAUUUCAACUGUUGUAGAUUAGAUUGAUUAAUAAAAUGGAAGACCGCAAAUCUAGUCUUAUUAUUUACA